AUGAGCAAUGCCAGCACAGGCUCAAGGGCCUGCGAGUUCUGUUACGCCCGCAAGGUCAAGUGUAUCAUGACCGAUUCCAAAGUCUGCCGCGCCUGCAAAGAGAACCGGAUCGAAUGUCGCCAACGAGAGACGAGAAGACAAGGUAGGCCACGCGGGCACAGCAAACAUACUUUCCGAGCAACACCAAGUGGAUGUAAGUCGAUACAGGCCCAUAAUAUUGAUCAUGCCCUGACAUCCAUUCACAGCCGCCUCGGACAUGUCCUCCGCGCGAAGGUCUCCUCCCUGCGCCGUCCGAACAGAUUCAGCAAUCUCAAUUCCAGAAGAGGACCUGAACGUCUCGACGAUGGCUCCGCUCCAACAACAGGAUCCGUUCGCAUUCUUCGAUGUCUCGACAGACCUCACCAACUUCUCAAACCCGUGGGACAAAAGCGUAUAUCCAAGUCCACCCAUGAGCACAUCUGAGCCAGUUCCACAGCAGAUGUACAGCCCGACAAGCCAAAUGAUGAUGGGUUAUGGCCAAGCAGAUGAAGGCGGCUGUCAACCAGUCCCAGAAUCUUUUGCUCCAGAUUCACGUGCGCAUCAAGAGGGCAAUGGAUGCGAUGGUGCCUGA
Lecanosticta acicola is the source of this 610-nucleotide messenger RNA. Lineage: Eukaryota; Fungi; Ascomycota; Dothideomycetes; Mycosphaerellales; Mycosphaerellaceae. The record is from the annotation of a GenBank genome assembly.